Messenger RNA from Sander lucioperca (pikeperch), 2257 nucleotides. RefSeq names its product gastrula zinc finger protein XlCGF17.1-like. The record is from RefSeq and is a predicted model, not a curated record. NCBI's taxonomy places the organism in Eukaryota, Metazoa, Chordata, Actinopteri, Perciformes, Percidae. The transcript has 2 exons. Gene Ontology annotation, molecular function: DNA-binding transcription factor activity, RNA polymerase II-specific; RNA polymerase II cis-regulatory region sequence-specific DNA binding. Bases 288 to 1553 code for a protein of 421 amino acids. Gene Ontology annotation, cellular component: PcG protein complex; transcription regulator complex; nucleus. Gene Ontology annotation, biological process: regulation of transcription by RNA polymerase II.
CCAUUUUACCGCGUUAUGAGGACGGCGGAGUAAAACGCGCCAGUGUUUAGUUUCCUAAAGAAAGAAACAUCAGAAACUACUGGCUGUGGUUUUAAAAAAAAUGUGGAUGGUUUUCUUUCUCCGACUAGAAACGCCUUUACUGCUACUGUUGCAGGAAGACCGUGCGCUAAACUAACGUUAGCCACAGCUCGCUCCUGCUAACGUGUUUUUAAUCCUUCACCUUGUUGGAAGUUCCGUAUUUUUCCUCAAACGCAGGUCGGGGAGAAGUUGAGGAGGGGCACUUCAACAUGAACUCGGAGAGGAAACUGUCAGCGGACCAGCGGAGAGCUUUACCUUCAGAUGUCCAGAAAGUGAUUGUUGGUGAAGAACAUCAGCAGGAGUGGAGCUCCAGUCUGGACCAGGAGGACACAAAGCCCCCACACAUUAAAGAGGAACAGGAGGAACUCUGGACCAGUCAGGACGGAGAGCAGCUUCAAGGGCUGGAGGAGACUGAUAGCUCCAAAUUCCCACCCACUAUUGUCCCUGUGAAGAGUGAAGAUGAUGAAGAGAUACCUCGGUUCUCACAGCUUCAGCAAAGACCAACUGUAGGGAUGAAAACAGAAGCCGAUGGAGAGGACUGUGGAGGACCAGAACCCCCCAUGAAAUCCGAUCCAGAUGCACAUUUACAACCAGAUACUGAUGACGAGACUGGAGACUCGUCUGAACCUGAGACUGAUGACAGUGAUUGGAAGGAGACCAGAGAACCUCAGUCAGGAUUAAACGCUCUGAAUAAUGAUGAAGUCCCUGUCAGUGAUUCAAGAUGUAGUACUAGUGAGCGUGGGGAAAGGUUUGGCACCAGUGGACAUCUGAAGAGACACAGUAGAUCUCAUGCAGGGGAAAAACUAUUUAGUUGCUCAGUCUGUAAGAAAGCUUUUAUAAAGAGUGGACAUUUAAAGGGACACAUGAGAAUCCACACAGGAGAGAAACCAUUUAGCUGCUCCAUCUGUAAGAAAGCUUUCACAGAGAGUGGAAGUUUAAAGAGACAUAUUAGAAUCCACACAGGAGAGAAACCAUUUAGAUGCACUCUCUGUAAGAAAGCUUUCAUUGAGAGUGGACAUCUGACGAUUCACAUGAGAGUCCACACAGGAGAGAAACCCUUUAGCUGCACAGUCUGUAAGAAAACGUUUACAGUGAGCGGACAUUUACAGACACACAUGAGAAUCCACACAGGAGAGAAACCGUUUAGCUGCUCGGUCUGUAAAAAAGCCUUUACAGUGAGUGGACACUUAAAGGCACACAUGAGAAUCCACACAGGAGAGAAACCAUUUAGCUGCUCGGUCUGUAAGAAAGCUUUUGCAGAGAGCGGGAAUUUACAGGCACACAUGAGAAUCCACACAGGAGAGAGACCAUUUAGCUGCUCUGUUUGUAACAAAGCUUUUAGAAAAAGUGCCAGUUUACAGACACACAUGACAAGCCACACAGGAGAGAAACCAUUUGGCUGUGUGGAGUGGAUCUCCAGUAUGGAACACCAGCAGAGAACCUCAGUCAUGUUUGAACACUCUAAAAAUGAAUGAGUCUCUUAAGGUUACAUGAUGUCUAACAAUGUCUGGGUCGUGAAAAGGUCUCAUUAAAAUGUUAAGCUUUAACAUUUCUUAAAUAAGAUUUGAUUGGAUUAAGAAGGUAAGCUUACUGUGGGGUUCCAUUGAACUCUAUAGUAUGAAGGCAAUGACUGAUUUUGUUCUUGGCUCUUCCUUAACUUCAGAAGAAGAAACAACUCUACUACAUCUCUCAGCGGGGGGGAGGGGGGUCCAGAUCAGCUCUCUGUUAAAGCGUGGCCUACUGAAAGUAGCCUGACAGAAAUUCUUCUCCAGCAGAUGACCCAAGCGUCUGCUUAGAGUAAACCAGUUGGUAUCACUGACUUGGACAAAUUCUGCCAGCUAACCGGAAACAACUGAAGAACAAAAGAAGUUGGCACCAAGUCAACUACAAGGACUGAAGCUACCAGCUUCCUCCAGCCUGCACGAUUGGAAUACAGCAUAACAGAGACUGCAGAGCAAUAGCAAUAUAAUAGCAGCAGCGGCUAAGCAAAUCUGUAAACUGUUUUAACUUCUGUUAAUGUAGAUUUAUUGAUUUGAUUUAAUGCCAUCCAGACCUAUAUUGUUGUAAUGUUUGUGUAGUCACGUUUUGGGAUGGCCACACUGCUACGUUGAUGUUAGUUUAGGCUUCACACCGACACAGUCAUGCACAUCUGUUAAGGAAAAACUCAGCGGCAGCCCAA